Molecule: messenger RNA, 2678 nt
Organism: Pristis pectinata (smalltooth sawfish)
Lineage: Eukaryota; Metazoa; Chordata; Chondrichthyes; Rhinopristiformes; Pristidae
Gene: satb2
Product: SATB homeobox 2
Exons: 12
Coding region: 358-2571 (737 amino acids)
Biological process (GO): regulation of transcription by RNA polymerase II; chromatin remodeling
Molecular function (GO): DNA-binding transcription factor activity, RNA polymerase II-specific; RNA polymerase II cis-regulatory region sequence-specific DNA binding
Source: RefSeq, a predicted model, not a curated record
UGUGACAAGGAGUGGCCGCUUGAAGGGAGCAUCUCCGGCGUGCAGUGUGUGUGUGUGUGUGUGUGUGAGAGAGAGAGAGUUCCAGUUUCUUUCGCACCCCCAUCCCUUCUCUCCAUCCACCUCCCUCCUCCUGCGGGAUCCGACAGAAGCCGGACAUCAGAGCGGCGGGAGAUAUAGACGAGGGUCUGAGUCGGUGACUGCAGCCCGCCAGCUCAACCUUCAGAUCUGGAUCCCCUGCUCCUCGUACAUGGACAGAGUCACAUCUCAGCACAUCCUGCCAACAGACACAUCCUAGAUAGUCUAUGCACUUUCCACGGUGAACGGCAAUCGGGAGCUCCGACACACUGGUGGCGGAGGAUGGAAAUGAGGAGCACCAGCCCUUGUCCCUACCCCCGGGACAGCCCGGAGAGAAAGAGCACCAGCCCCGAGGCGCAAGGGCCACCACCCGGUAAGAAGGCCAGACUGGAGCCGAACGGUAGCCCGACGGACGGAGGCAAAGGGAGAUCCAACGGCUCUCCGGUCAAGGCGCUGGGAGGGUCUACCCUGCCAGUGUUUUGUGUGGUGGAGCAGUCAGACAAUCCUGUGGAGAGUGAAGGGAAAGAGGAGCAUGCUGAAUUUGUGCUGAUCCGUAAAGAUGUGUUGUUCAACCAGCUCAUCGAGACAGCCCUAUUAUCACUUGGAUAUUCCCACAGUUCUGCAGCACAGGCUCAAGGCAUGAUCAAGGUUGGAAAGUGGAGCCCUCUGCCUCUGAACUAUCUCACUGAAGCACCAGAUGCAACAGUGGCCGACAUGUUACAGGACGUCCAUCAUGUGGUGACGCUGAAAAUCCAGUUACAAAGCUGUGCAAAGUUUGAGGACCUUCCAGCAGAGCAGUGGAACCAUGCCACGGUUCGGAAUGCGUUGAAGGAACUCCUGAAGGAAAUGAACCAGAGCACCCUGGCCAAAGAAUGCCCUCUCUCUCAGAGCAUGAUUUCCUCCAUCGUGAACAGCACUUACUAUGCCAAUGUGUCAUCAGCCAAGUGCCAGGAGUUUGGAAGGUGGUACAAAAAAUAUAAAAAGAUUAAAGUAGGCAGGAUGGAAAGAGAAAAUCUGUCGGAGUACUGCGUCCUAGGACAGCGACCAUCCCACCUGACGAACAUCAAUCAACUGGCAAACUUGGCAAAAAGCAGUGAGCAGUCUCCGCAUGGCCAGCUCCACCACAGUCCACCCAUCAGAAGCCAAGCUCCGGGCUUGCAACCGAUCAUGAGCCCCAGUCUGUUGUCGCCGCAGCUCAGCCCUCAGCUGGUGAGGCAGCAGCUCGCCAUGGCCCACUUGAUAAACCAGCAGAUCGCCGUCAGCAGGCUGCUGGCCCACCAGCACCCCCAGUCCAUAAACCAACAGUUCCUCAAUCACCCACCCAUCCCCAGGGCCGUGAAGCCCACCGAGCCCGCCAGCUCCUCGGUGGAGGUCGCCCCAGAGAUCUACCAACAAGUCCGGGACGAGCUGAAGAGAGCCAGCGUAUCACAAGCUGUGUUUGCGCGAGUUGCCUUCAACCGUACACAGGGCUUGCUAUCAGAGAUCCUCCGAAAGGAGGAAGAUCCUAGAACAGCAUCCCAGUCACUUCUUGUAAAUCUAAGAGCCAUGCAGAAUUUCCUGAACCUUCCUGAGGCAGAGCGUGACCGAAUCUACCAGGAGGAGAGAGAACGAAGCAUGAACCCAAACAUCUCCAUGGUCUCGCCUUCAGCAGGCAGCCCAGGCUCUUCUCGAACCUCUCAGGCCAAGACCUCUGCGUCAACACCAGAUCUUCUUGUUAAGGUGGAGAGCACGAACCUGAACAUCACGUCAGCCAUUUACGAGGAGAUCCAGCAGGAGAUGAAACGGGCCAAGGUGUCUCAAGCAUUGUUUGCAAAAGUGGCAGCAAAUAAAAGUCAGGGAUGGUUAUGUGAGCUGCUCCGCUGGAAAGAAAACCCGACUCCAGAGAACAGAACCUUGUGGGAAAACCUGUGCACUAUCCUACGCUUCCUGAGCCUUCCUCAAGCCGAGAGGGAUAUUGUCUAUGAGGAGGAAUCACGGCACCAUCACAAUGAACGUUUACAGCAUGUUGUCCAACUGUCCCCAGAACCUAUCCAGGCACUGCACAGACAGCAAUCCCAGUCUGCGAAGGAGACUUCACCCCCACGAGAGGAGAAAGGCACUCAGCCACAAGCUGCUGCCGAGGAUAACUGUGCCAAAAAACCCAGGUCACGUACUAAGAUCUCCGUGGAGGCACUGGGCAUCCUUCAGAGCUUUAUCCAUGACGUGGGCUUGUACCCUGACCAGGAGGCCAUCCAGACCCUUUCUGCCCAGCUGGAUUUGCCCAAGCACACCAUUAUCAAAUUUUUUCAGAACCAGCGAUAUCAUGUUAAGCAUCAUGGUAAAUUAAAAGAGCACUUGGGAACCACAAUAGAUGUUGCGGAAUAUAAGGAUGAAGAGCUGCUUACGGAGCCGGAGGAGAACGACAGCGAGGAAGGCUCUGAGAUGUACACCAUGGAGGCGGGAGAGGAAAACCUCAGCAAAACCAAAGCCAAACCUCCAGAGCUCGACCAGAAAUAAUGUGAAACACCAGCGAAUGCAUACCUACAUAAAAGCUUGUUGACAGUUCAAUGUGCAGCUUUGUGUUAUGCAUUAAGUGCAUUUGGUGUAUAGCAGUAUUCAAUAUG